This is a messenger RNA of Helianthus annuus (common sunflower), 1623 nucleotides long. RefSeq names its product 2-oxoglutarate-dependent dioxygenase DAO. NCBI's taxonomy places the organism in Eukaryota, Viridiplantae, Streptophyta, Magnoliopsida, Asterales, Asteraceae. The record is from RefSeq and is a predicted model, not a curated record. Gene Ontology annotation, molecular function: indole-3-acetaldehyde oxidase activity; dioxygenase activity. Bases 132 to 1055 code for a protein of 307 amino acids. The transcript is spliced from 4 exons. Gene Ontology annotation, biological process: auxin catabolic process.
GGUCGAUAGAAAAAUAUAAACAGGAUUUGGCACACACUCGUGCUUUCACACCCUAAAACGACAACUACUACUCUUGUUCUCUGCUCCACAACCCCAAUCUGAAGUUAACGUGUUCAUCACAGCAACACGAAAUGGCUACGGAAUGCAGCAUCCCUGUGAUAGAUCUACAAGAUUUUCCCAACCAAUCAUCCAAACUGAUCGCGGCGUGUGAAGAGUGGGGCUGCUUUAGGCUGCUCAACCACCAUGAAGUCCUUCCAGUGACGCUGAUGUCCGAGAUGAAGGCCGUUGUUAAGUCACUCUUUGACUCACCGGUGGAGAUCAAGCGCAGGAAUGUCGACGUCAUCCCCGGAAGUGGAUAUAUGGCUCCCACGACCAAGAAGCAGCUGCUGGAAGCACUUGGCGUUUACGAGAUGACCUCCCUCCGUGACCUCGACGAGUUUUGCUCUCAACUGGAUGUGUCACCUCAUCAAAGGGAGACAAUAAUAAGAUACACCGAAGCAGUACAUGAGCUUUUUGUGGGGAUCGGAAAGAAAUUAGCUGAAGGUUUAGGCGCGAAAACUGAAAAUAUUGGAAUUGAGAAGUGGUCAUAUUUGUUUAAGAUGAACAAAUACCACUUCACACCUGAAAGUGUUGGACUCCCAGGUAUCAACACACACACAGACUCUGGUUUCCUUACAAUCCUCCAAGAUGAUGAAGGCAUUGGGGGUCUAGAAGUUAUGAACAAGUCCGGGGACUUCAUUCCCGUCGCCCCUUGGCCAAACACCCUUCUUGUUAACAUCGGUGACAUGGCAAAUGUGUGGAGCAAUGGAAGAUUUCACAAUGUGAAGCAUAGGGUGCAAUGCAAAGAACCAAAGAUACGAGUGUCGAUUGCAUCAUUCCUUUUAGGACCAAGAGGGACAAUGGAACCUUUACCAGAACUUGUGGAUGAUGAGCAUCCGCGCAAGUACAUCCCUACCAGUUUUGAAGAUUACAGGAAACUGAGGUUCGCAACAAAGUUGCAUGCGGGUGAAGCUCUUGAACAACUCUUGUACACACCUAGCUCAGACAAGAUAUAACCCAUGUUUGGUUCACUCGGUUAAUUUAGAAUAAGUUUUCUAGAUUGUAAACAUACAACUGCCAAUCCAUAGCAAAUAAGUUGGUCGCUAAACAUAUUCGCUACAAAUUCAUUCAUUUUCGCUACAUAAGUUUUGCUACGGAUUUUACCAUGUAGUUUGUUGUGAAUUUGGCUAUAUUCAGGGGCGAAGGAUAAGAGGGGCGGGGAGGGGCGCCCGCCCCCCCGAAUUUUUCGCUCAGUAGUGUUAUAUAUGUAGUUUUCGUAUAGAAAUUUGUGGGUAUAUACGUUUUCGCCCCCCCGGUUCUAUAGAAAUUUUUGGGUAUAUACGUUUUCGCCCCUCGGCCGAAAAAUUCAAGCUUCGCCACUAGCUAUAUUCUUUUGCUAAGGCAUGGAUUUGUCACUGUAUCUCAAACGUGUGACCUAGUAUUAUUCUUUAGUUGUGACAAUGAAUUUGUCAUACAUUCCUUCAUUAACCAUUGUUGGAGGUGAGAGCCUUUCAAGCCUGAUUGCAGUGGAGUUGGGUACACAUAUAACUAAGGAAUGGACUUCAAUAACUUUUUUUUUGUUUA